AUAUAUAUUUAUAGAUAAACACCAUUGAUAUACAUAAGUGAGUCCCCCUGUUGCGUUUGUUGCGUGUCCUUUAAAAAGUCCCUGGAGCCCUAUUGUCAACUUUUGCUUUUGAAAUAACUAAUUUCUAUUUCUAAGUUUAGUUUCGCUUUCAACGUGCAACAAAAUGAAUCAUUACUUAUUCCUGCGUAUCUACUUUCAAGUGAGCCGCUUGAUUGGACUGUGCAAUCUGCACUACGAUUCCGCGAAUCAUCGUUUCAUUCUUAAUCGUGUGCUCACGGUGACUUACUGUGCCAUCCUGAAUGUGGCCUAUCUUUUGAUCCUUCCAUUCGCCCUGUUCCUGCUAACUGGCAACAUCUACGACUGUCCAGAUGCGGGCAUGUUUGCCGUGGUCUACAACGUGGUGGCUCUGACCAAACUCCUGACCAUGCUCUUCCUAAUGAGCAGUGUGUGGAUCCAGAGAUGUCGAUUGCAGAAGUUGGGCAACGACUUGAUGAAACUGCUGCACAAAUUCCGAUUUCAUCUGGGAAAUGAUUGCAGGAAUAGAUGCCUGUGCAAGGCAUUGCUGACCAGCUCGCGAUUCCUGCUCCUUACCCAGCAGCUCGUGACCCGGGACUCCUUGGUUAAUUGUGAGGGUAACUCCAGAUUGAGGAGAGCCAUGCUUCCGUACCAAAUGGCUGCCAUAGUGUAUGCCCUAAUCAUGAUUCUAUUGAUGAGCUAUGUGGAUUUGACGGUCUAUAUGGUCGAAGUAGCUGGCAAUUGGCUGCUGGAAAAUAUGUCCCAGAGGGUCCUGGAAAUGGUCCAGGAUCUAGAAGCCUUGCCCGAACGGAAUGGCAUUCCGCGAGAGAUGGGACUGAUGCAAAUCCUGGCCGCCUGGCGAAAACAUUGGAGGCGCUGUCACCGUUUGGAUGAGCUACUCAAGCAGAUCGUGGACAUCUUCCAGUGGCAGUUGCUCUUCAAUCUGCUUACCACUUAUAUAUUCAACAUUGCUGUUUUGUUCCGAUUGUGGAUUUACCUGGAGUUUGAUAAAACCUUUCACAUAUGGAAGGGCAUACUGUAUGCGGUGAUUUUCCUAACCCAUCACGUCGAAGUCAUAAUGCAAUUUUCCAUUUUUGAGAUUAACCGCAGUAAGUGGUUGGGUCUCCUGGAAAGCAUUGCAAAUCUGUGGGACAUUAAUUUUUCGGGAAGUCAAUUUAACAAUAGUGGAAUAGUUCUGUCUAGAAAGUUAGAAGUUUCCCUGUUUUACUUGAAUCGGAAACUGCAACUGAAUCCAAAACGUGUAAGACGCCUGCACAUCGUUGGAUUUUUCGACCUGAGUAAUUCAUCCGUCCACAACAUGACACGAAGUAUAAUAACCAAUGUGUUGGUUCUCUGCCAGAUUGCCUAUAAAAUAUAUGGCUGAAAAAUGGUUUGUUUAUGUAGAAACGUCUCUAAAGUAAUCUAAAUGAAUUUCAAUCUCAAUUUUACAAAAAUGUUAUGUGGUUCAAAGAUCUGCGUAGAUUUCCCAAGUUUGUUUCAACAUUAUGGAAAACUACAUAUGUAUAUACUUAAGCUUUAUAGAAAACGAAGCACAGAUUUAUUGAAAACAUAAAUACAUUUAUAGAAAAUGUAGCACAAGUAUAAAUAUUUAUUUACAUUUUUGUAGACUUAUUUAUCCGCUAUAAAAGAAAACUCAAAACGAAAAAAGAUUUAAAUUCGAAUUUCAUGUCCUAUAACAAUCCUAUAACGGCGAGUCCUGUAAGCUUUCAGUGAGCUUUUAAAUGUCAUGUAGAGUCCUGAACGCUUGAUAGGUUUUCAUUUACGUAUCAAACCGUGGUAACAAACCAUUCAUGAAUAGUAUAAAUUCAGUUCGACAGCUUAAGUACCAAUAAAACGGUUUACGUCUUAA
Drosophila yakuba is the source of this 1885-nucleotide messenger RNA. It is a transcript of the gene Gr58c, whose product is annotated as putative gustatory receptor 58c. The transcript is spliced from 2 exons. Gene Ontology annotation, biological process: sensory perception of taste. The record is from RefSeq and is a predicted model, not a curated record. The coding region runs from base 164 to 1399 and encodes 411 amino acids. Gene Ontology annotation, cellular component: membrane. NCBI's taxonomy places the organism in Eukaryota, Metazoa, Arthropoda, Insecta, Diptera, Drosophilidae.